This is a messenger RNA of Nicotiana attenuata, 2062 nucleotides long. Its product is annotated as E3 ubiquitin-protein ligase At1g63170-like. The record is from RefSeq and is a predicted model, not a curated record. The coding region runs from base 266 to 1507 and encodes 413 amino acids. The transcript is spliced from 5 exons. Gene Ontology annotation, molecular function: zinc ion binding. Lineage: Eukaryota; Viridiplantae; Streptophyta; Magnoliopsida; Solanales; Solanaceae.
CAAUAAAAAAGAAUUAUAUUUAGAUAAAGGAGUCGGUGGUUCAAUGGGUCACAAGAGAUGACAAAUUAUUUCCCUUUUGGCAGAAAGAAAAAAAGCGAAUCCCUAAUUUCAAAGGCUUUUUCAACGUGACGGAGCUUGUCCAUCACCAUAUAUUCGCUGCAAGUAAUAUUUCUUUCUCAAAAUGAAAUCAUCAGGUAAGCAUUGCUUGGAGCAUAAGGGUGGUAGCUGAACCGGUAUCGACAUUGUCCUUGAGAUUUAUGGUUGAAUGGCUGUUAUCUCUGAAGAACUUACUCAGGAGAACCCAACUGACAGAUUUCCUUUGCUCAUGGAGCAAGCAGAAAGUCAUGAGAGGAAUGAACAUGUUAUUGAUGUAGAACAAGGAGGUGGUCCGUCAUCAUCAGGUUCAUCUGAUAAUGAUUCUCCUCGUGACUUGGAAAUGCCCAACCACGAAGAUAGACCAUCUGCUCGACAUUCCUCAUCUUCAUCCAAUAAUUCAAAUUCUCAAAGCCCUUCAAUCGCAAGGAGAGGUGAAGGUUCUGAUCGUCGUUGGAGCCCAUUUAAUACCCUGUUGUGGCUUUCCAUUGAGCUAGUAUUCACCUUAGGACAGAUUGUUGCAGCCGUUGUUGUUUUAUCCUUGUCAAGAGGGGAAAACCCAGAAACCCCAUUAUUUGCUUGGGUUGUAGGUUAUGCAACUGGAUGUGCAGCAAGCCUCCCUUUACUGUACUGGCGGUAUCUUCAUCGUUACCGAGCCACUGAUCGGAGGUCAGCUCAACUGCGUCAAGGUUCCCCCCAAGUCAAUUCCAAUGCAGAGCCAAAUUCUUAUAUUACUAUCUCAUUGACUCGGUCCUCAGAUGAGGAAGAUGGUAGGAACACAUCUACAGAAAUUUUGACCAGGCAAAGCAAUGCAAGACUUGGUUCACUGGUAGAUCAUUUCAAGAUGGCCUUGGAUUGCUUCUUUGCAGUGUGGUUUGUUGUUGGCAACGUUUGGAUCUUUGGGGGGCACUCAUCUUCUUCAGACGCUCCCAAUUUGUACAGAUUAUGUAUAGCUUUUCUUACCAUUAGUUGCAUUGGAUACGCUAUGCCUUUCAUCUUGUGUGCAAUGAUAUGUUGCUGCUUGCCUUGUAUAAUUUCAAUCCUUGGUGUCCGUGAGAAUAUGCAUGGAGUGAGAGGAGCCACAGAAGAGUCCAUUAAUGCUCUUCCGACACAUAAGUAUAGGGUCAAGACCAAUGGAACAGGGAGCAAUGGAAACAAAAGUUCAGAAGGGGAGGAAGGUGGUUUUAUAGCCACCGGUACAGAGAAGGAACGUGCUAUCUCGGGAGAAGAUGCAGUAUGUUGUAUUUGCUUAACAAAGUACGAGGACAAUGACGAGCUAAGGGAGUUGCCUUGCUCGCAUUUCUUCCAUACCCAGUGUGUAGAUAAAUGGCUGAAGAUAAAUGCGUCUUGCCCCCUCUGCAAAUCUGAAAUUGGCAUCAAGGACACAAAUGAGGAACCGCUUCAACAGUCCUAAAGUAGUACAGAAACCGACUUCUUAUGGUCCAAACCGAGAUCAUUGCGGCUGCUUAUGGCAUGGGUGCCGGGCGAGUGUUUCACAGCUGACUGUCCCCCUCCCCCCUCCCCCCCCUCCUUUCUUUCCGCGGUGAAAUUUUAGUUUGUACAUUUGUUUAUAUCAAGAAUGUGUAACAGGAUUCACAAAAAAGGGGUUCCAUUGUUCAAAUCUGACAGCAAGGUUGAGAGCUGUACAAAGAUUCCAGAAAUUCAACAACUCAUCCUGCUACUUUUGGAAGAAAUCCUUUCUCUUAUAGAAUGUUUCUUCAUCAAUUUGGUAUAUCUUUCUUGGAUGUUUUCACAUCUCUUUCCACCCUUCCCACUUGCCUCCUCUUUUUGUAUAAAUAAAUUUAGGGUAAUGAUUGUUGAAUAUCUGCAUUAUGAGGAUGAAUAUUGUAUAACGAUUGUAUCUCGAUUUGAAAGACCGAGCUUCAAUAUAGUGGAUAGUGGUCGAACAAAUUUUCGAAGUGUAUUACAUAUUACAUAUUUUUAGUAACUGAGAAAUUCUUGAGAGCCA